Molecule: messenger RNA, 702 nt
Organism: Ogataea philodendri
Lineage: Eukaryota; Fungi; Ascomycota; Pichiomycetes; Pichiales; Pichiaceae
Exons: 3
Coding region: 1-702 (233 amino acids)
Cellular component (GO): cytosol; mitochondrion
Molecular function (GO): deaminase activity
Source: RefSeq, a predicted model, not a curated record
AUGUCGAGAGCUUCCAAGAUCACACUGGGUGUCACGUCGUUGCUAUGUGCCGCCACCACCGUGGGCGUUUACUUCUUUGCCGAGGAGGAGAACGACGACGCUGAACGGUUGGAAAGACGUCGCGAAAGAGAGCUGAACGCCAAGCAAAAGGCCAACGCCUUGGACUUCGAGGCACAGAAAGAGCUGCGGUCCAAGCUCGAGGCCGACCAGCCGUUGUCGGGCGAAAUCGUCCAAGGCGUGGAGUCCAAAAUUGCAAACCUUGCAACCUUUGCCAGACUAGCUAGAAAACCUGUUUAUACUGCUCAAUUCCACAGAAUGUCGUCUACCAUUACUCCGGUCAUUUCCAAGAACGCUCCUCCAGCCGCUGCUGCUUACUCUCACGCAGUCAAGGCCAACGGAUUCAUCUACGUUUCUGGCCAGAUUCCUUUCACCCCUGAGGGAAAGAGACUCGAGGGAACCUUCCAGGAGAAGUCCGAGCAAGUUAUCAAGAACGCUUUGGCCAUUGUCAAGGACAGCGGCUCUUCGGUCGAGAAAGUCGUCAAGGUGACUGUGUUCCUGACCGACAUGUCCAAGUUUGCCGAGUUCAAUGAGGUGUACGUCAAGUACUUUGGUGAGUACAAGCCAGCCAGAUCGUGCAUCGGUGUCAAGGAGCUGCCUCUGGGUCUCGAGGUCGAGAUGGAACUGAUUGCCGUGGAGAACUAG